AUGAGAUCGGACGAUGGGAAAUCUCUCGACGAUGAGGCGCAGUUGCAGGCUCUCGGCCACAAGGGCGAACUCAAGCGCAAUUUUAGCCUUAUUUCCAUGCUGGGCCUUGCUUUUGCCAUUCUGAACUCUUGGACUGCACUUUCAUCCUCCAUUGGACUUGCUCUACCAUCCGGUGGUACCACUAGUGUCAUUUGGGGCCUCCUCACAGCCGGUAUCUGCAACUUGGCCUUGGCCUCAUCACUUGCGGAAUUCUUAUCGGCAUACCCUACUGCUGGCGGACAGUACCACUGGGUAGCCGUCAUCACUCCCAAGAAAUGGGUCCCGCUCGCUUCCUUCAUCACUGGAUGGAUCAACGUGUCUGGAUGGCUCGCUUUAACUACUUCGGGAGGCUUACUUGCCUCGCAACUCAUUUCCGGUCUUAUCGCGCUACAUCAUCCCGAGUUUGACUUGAGGCCGUGGCAGGUCUGGCUUAUUUAUUCUGCCUGGACCAUCAUCGCGUUCAUCGUCAACGCCUUCUUGAACGACAUAUUGCCCUAUGUCAACCGCACCGCCUUCAUCUGGUCCAUCGGAGGAUUCUGCAUCGUCUGCAUUACCGUAUUGUCUUGCGCAUCCCCCGACUUCGCCUCUGCAGAAUUUGUCUUUACCAAAUUCAUCAAUGAGACGGGCUGGCCUGAUGGCAUUGCUUGGCUUCUCGGCUUGCUCCAGGGCGGGUUCGGAUUGACCGGGUACGACGCGGUUGCGCAUAUGAUUGAGGAGAUUCCGAAUGCUGCAGUCGAGGGGCCCAAGAUUAUGAUCUACUGUGUCUGCAUAGGCACUGUCACCGGAUUCAUCUUUCUGACGGUUUUGUUGUUCGUUUCCGGAGGCGAUGCUGGAGCCAUCAUCGACGCAGCUCCCGGCCCACUUCUUCAGAUUUUGUUCAAUGCGACGAAGAGCAAAGCAGGUGCCACGUGCCUGUUGAUGAUCCCGUUGGUUUGCAUCCUCUUCGCCGAGAUUGCCAUCAUGACCACCUCCAGUCGCAUGACGUACGCAUUUGCUCGAGACGGUGGACUACCAUUCUCGAAAUUCUUCUCGAAAGUACACCCGAGAUUGGGUCAGCCGCUCAAUUCUCUGAUCCUAGCUGCUACUUUGGCGAUCCUCUUCGGACUGAUCUUGAUCGGAUCCAGCAGCGCCUUCAACGCUCUUAUUUCUGCGUCUGUUGUCGCCUUGGGUGUGAGCUAUGCCAUUCCCAUUGCCAUCAAUCUUUUCCAAGGCAGAAAGAUGCUCGGCCCAAGAGCUUUUGUUCUACCCGGACCUAUCGGCUGGGCUGCAAACAUACUCGGUAUCUCGUACACAACGGUGACCACCGUCAUGUUCCUAUUUCCGCCUGUGCUACCAGUAACAACCUCCAACAUGAACUAUUGCGUCGUCGCUUUUACCAUCAUCCUGUUCAUCAGUACCUUCCAAUGGCUUGUCGACGGACGUAAGAAUUUCACCGGACCGCGGUCAGAGCUGGGGCUGGAGGUUUUGGAUGCUUUGGCAAGCCAUGAGCAGCCUGGAGUUGAUGCGCCGACGUCCCACGCUGCCGUCAAUGAUCCGGCGGAUGCACUCAAAUAA
Molecule: messenger RNA, 1593 nt
Organism: Pyrenophora tritici-repentis Pt-1C-BFP
Lineage: Eukaryota; Fungi; Ascomycota; Dothideomycetes; Pleosporales; Pleosporaceae
Product: PotE, Amino acid transporter
Biological process (GO): transmembrane transport
Cellular component (GO): membrane
Molecular function (GO): transmembrane transporter activity
Source: RefSeq, a predicted model, not a curated record